AUGGACCAAAAGCGCCCGCGCGAGGACGCCGCGCCCGCGUCCGCGCCGAAGCGCAAGAAGCACUCGUUCCCCCUAUUUCUCGGCGGCGUGCAGCCCUACUGGUACAAGGACAAUCGGGCCCGCGCCGAGAGCGCCGCCGCCGCGUACCUCCGCGACCGAACGAACCACAACGAUGUGACCGUCGAACUCGACGUACCGCCCUACGGCCAGGGCAAGCCCAAGGGCACGGCGUGGUUCCACGGCUCCGGCGACGCGCCGCUCCGCGCGGCACGGCGCGCCAUCGGGAAGUACGACGCGAUCGACCCUCACUCGCGCAACCACACGAAGACCGUCAUGUUCAGGGAAGUCAAGGAGCGCCACGACCUCGAGAGCGCGGAACAGGAACUCAUGGACGAGAUCUGCGCCGAGGCCGAGGCCAAAGCCGCCGACGCCGCGCCGCGGCCAGCGCAGACGCCGGUCGCGCGCACGCCCGCGCCGGCCGCCGUGCCGCCGGCGCCGGCCGCGCUCGUGCCCGCGAGCGUGACAUGGCCCGAGGAGGUCUGGAGCCGCGCUCUCCCGGCGCCGAGCGUGUUCAACAGCCUCCUCGCGUUCGGGCGGCCGCUGAUCCACCGGGUACUGGCCGCGGCGCGGGAGCAGGUCACCGGCGACAAGGACGACCGGCGCAUCUGGGCCUUCGACUUGCCACCGCGUGCCGGUUCGGGCGGCGCACCGAAGCGGUGGCUCGUGGCGACGCCGGCCGAGUUCGACGCAGCGUACGCGUGCGUGCCGGCGGGCCGCCGCCACGCGUACGAGGUCAUCGACGCGCGGCGGCCCUGCUGGGCCUACUUCGACCUCGAGUUCACGCGAAAGGACGGCCUCAACGCGGCCGUCGACGGCGACGCGCUCACGAAGCGCGUCGUGUCCGCAGCGUGCCACGCGUUGGUGGCCGCCGCCGGCGACCGGCCGCUGGAGAUCGAGGUGAUCGUGCUCGCGUCGGCGCGGCCGACGAAGUUCUCGCGCCACGUCGUCCUCCGGUCGCACUGGACGGACGGCGCGCGGCGCGCGGCGCCGCUCGCCGGCUCGCAGCACGCCGGCCAUCUCGCGCGGCGCGUGGUCGCGGCGCUCGGCGACGCGCUGACCGUGCAGAGCGGCGACGCGCGGACGACGACGAGCUUCGUCGACACCGGCGUCUACACGCGCGACCGCUGCUUCCGCGUCUGGGGGUCGACGAAGCACGGCGACACCGCGGGCGCGGCGUUCGCCGUGACGGAGCAGAGGCUGUUUCCCGGCUCCCGGCCCGUCGCGUUUACGCGGUCGGAGCUCCGCGAGACGCUGGUCGUACCGGAACUACAACCAGGAGAAAUUGACUGCCUCGAGAUCGAAGCGCCCGUCGAGCCGCCGCCGCCGCCGCCGUCUCCGGGCGCCGCCGAGGAGGCCGCGGCGCCCGCGGCGCCCGCGGCGCCCGCGGCGGCCGUGGACGCGGACUCCUGGGAGAGUUCGUGGGACGGCGCCACCGCGACGCCGCUGCUCGACGCGACGGCGCUCCCCCACAAGUUCAUCAUCGCGCGAGCGGGCGACCGAGGCCAGCCACCGGCGCUGUUCGCCGCUGCUGCGACCGUGGCGCUCGCGGCGCUCCGGCGCGACCAUCGCGACAACGGCGACCCCGCGCUGAUGUCCUGGCGCUACGUCGCCGCGGAAUUCCCGUCGGAACGGUACCUCCACCUCAACGUCAAGGGCCAGGGCGUCUUCUGUCGAAGCCGCGGCCGGCCGCACCAGAAUCAGAACCUCGUCGUGACCGUCGACCCGGUCAACGGCCGCUGCUGGCAGCGCUGCUACGACGGUGCCGACUGCGCGCGCGACGUGCCCACGACGAGCGGCGGCGUCUGCCGCCUCGCGAACCGCCACGAGCUCGCCGCGCCGGCGGACGACCUCAAGGUCGACCGCGCCGCGCUAUGCAGUUUCGAGCAAUCCGCGCGGCGUUUAUAG
Molecule: messenger RNA, 1965 nt
Organism: Pelagomonas calceolata
Lineage: Eukaryota; Pelagophyceae; Pelagomonadales; Pelagomonadaceae
Source: the annotation of a GenBank genome assembly